This is a messenger RNA of Rhododendron vialii, 1090 nucleotides long. RefSeq names its product protein DEHYDRATION-INDUCED 19 homolog 4-like. The transcript is spliced from 5 exons. The record is from RefSeq and is a predicted model, not a curated record. Lineage: Eukaryota; Viridiplantae; Streptophyta; Magnoliopsida; Ericales; Ericaceae. The coding region runs from base 172 to 822 and encodes 216 amino acids.
UUCAUCUCUCAGUAGGUUUUUCCCCAUACUCUCUCUACUUUUUUCACAUACUCCAUAAGAGAGAGAGAGAGAGAGAGAGAGCGCAUAUGUAAAACCCUCGACAGAUUGAAUAUCUGUCCGUGUAUGUGUAUAUGUUUGUAUAGGGUUUUCUGAAAUCUUCUGUGAAAUUCAAUGGCUGAUACGCGGUACUUUGACCUCACUACUUCUCUAAAGCAGGCUCUGGAUCUCCAUAUGGAUAUGGAAGAGGACAGUGAGGAAGAAAACGAUGAUUUGAAGCCGGAAUACGUGUGCCCAUUUUGUUUGGACGACUUUGACCUUGUCGGAUUCUGCUGCCACGUGGACAACGGCCAUCCCAUUGAGGCCAAGUCUGGGAUAUGUCCUGUUUGUGCAAAAAAGGUGGGGAUCAAUAUGGCUGUGCACAUAAUCACGCAACAUGGAAGCAUCUUAAAUGCUUUGUACAAGAAGAGACUGCGCCACGGUGGAUCUCAUCCAACACUAUCUCUGUUAAGGAAACGUUCGCAGGAAGAAUAUGAUGACCCUCUUGUUGAGGAAUCUUCUCGUGUGGUUUCUUCCUCUGAUAUAGCUGCCGAUCCGAUGCUGUCAUCACUCAUUUACAACCCACCACCAGCUGAUGUGCCUGAAAUUCGGCUGUCUAGUUCUACAGCUGAAGCAAACAUAGCAGAGGAAAGCUCAGACAAGUUUAGUUUAGGAAGAAUCAUCGAUCCCUCUCCUUUCUCUAACAAGGACCAGGAGGAGAAAGCCCGGAGAUGCAAGUUUGUGCAAGGGCUACUGUUCUCCACCUUCCUUGAUGAUGGCUUAUGAGCAGGAUAUUAUUGCAGACAGUUGUCGGCUUUAGCUUUUAACAGGGAAGUCAUAGAAGCCUGCUCCAAAUGCUGAUAAACUGAGCAGAGAGAAUGAGGCUAGAUGUAGGACUGAAUGAAAAUGCAGUUUAUAAGCCAGUGUAAAUAGUUAGGGCAUAAAGGAAAUUGGUCUUGUGUGGCUCUUUAGCUGCCAGUGCUGUUGUGUAUGAUGGAAAGAUUAAUCUCCUGGUUCAGAGAUUUAAUUUCAUCUCAUUAAGAAUUUCGCACCA